CUUCUCCGACUCGGAGAAAGCUCGGAAAUCCCAGCGAGUCGCCGGCUUUUCGCCUCUCCUCUGAUCCUCCCACCAAGUGCUCCCCACCCGAGAGCUCAAGAUUCCACCUCCACUGUCGCGACCGAUCGCGACGACGGCGCCGGCCGAGCAGACACCGCCGCCACGAUGCCGCCCUCCACCGGCUCCGUCCCACCGGCACCCGCCGCGCCGGCGCCGGGGGACGAGGCCGCCGGGAGGGUACUCCUCGGGAGGUACGAGCUCGGGGCCCUUCUUGGCCGCGGCGCGUCCGCCAAGGUGUACCUCGCCCGCGACCUCCUCACCGCCCGCGACGUCGCCAUCAAGUCGUUCCCCAACCCCCGCGGCGUCGGCGGCGGCGAGGAUCCCCGCCCUGCGCCCAUCGAGCGGGAGGCGGCCAUUCUCCGCCAGCUGCGCCACCGCCACGUGGUGCGCCUCCGCGAGAUUCUGGCCACCCGCAAGAAGGUCCACUUCGUUCUUGACCUCGCCGCCGGCGGCGAGCUGUUCUCCCUGCUCGACGCCUCCGGCCGCAUGACUGAGGACCUCGCCCGCCACUACUUCCGGCAGCUCAUCUCCGCCGUCCGGUACUGCCACUCCCGUGGCGUGUACCACCGCGACAUCAAGCCGGAGAACCUCCUCAUCGACGGCGCCGGGGACCUAAAGGUCGCCGACUUCGGCCUCGGCGCCGUCGCGGACGGCAGCCUCCACCACACCCUCUGCGGCACGCCGGCCUACGUGGCGCCGGAGAUCCUCUCGAGGAAGGGGUACCACCCGGCGAAGGUGGACAUCUGGUCCUGCGGCGUGGUGCUGUUCGUGCUCGCCGCCGGGUACCUCCCCUUCAACGACGCCAGCCUGGUCAACAUGUACCGCAAGAUCUACGCCGGCAAGUUCCGGUGCCCGAGCUGGUUCUCGCCGGAGCUCCGGUGCCUUGUGCGCCGCAUCCUGGACCCCAACCCGGCGACCCGCAUUGACACGGAGGAGAUCAUCAACCACCCAUGGUUCCGGCAGGACGCGAGCCGGGGCGCCAUGGCGCAGCUGAUGUACGGCCACGACGAGGAGGCGAGGUUCAAGACCGAAUUCAAGGAGGACAUGGCCCGGGACAUGACGGCGUUCGACAUACUGGCCUGCUCCCCAGGCUCCGACCUCUCGGGGCUGUUCGGCGCCGAGCCGGGGACCGAGCGCGUGUUCGUCGGCGAGCCGUCGGCGGCCGUGCUAGGCCGAGUCGAGGAGGCCGGGAAGAAGGAAGGGCACCUCGUAACGAGGGAAGGCAAGAAGGGCACCGGGCCGGUGUACGUGAAGGCCGAGAGCGGCGGCAUUGUCGCGAAGGUGUGCGUCUUCAAGAUCGCCGACGCGGUGUCGCUCGUCGAGGUCGUGAAAGGCGGCGGCGCCGAGGCGUCCCGGUUCUGGAAGCACAGGCUCGAGCCGGCCGUGAGGCCUCCGGCAGCAAGCUGAGCUGCCGAGGGUGAGCUGGAUUUGUAAAUGGUGAUCACCGCCGGGCGCCGGCGUCGGCAGCAAGCUGAGCUCAGCUUUGUUCUGUGCGUGAGUGAGUGAUGUUUUCCCGUGCGCGGUGGCCGUCGGCCGGAGAAUUCUUGGGGUUGUUGUGUUCAUGGUGGUGCCGGUCAUGGCGUGCCGUCGUCGUGCUAUGCUAUGUAAGGUCGAUCUGCUGCCGUCUGGCGUGAAAAAUAAGAAGAAGCUGAAAAUUCCUUCUCA
Oryza brachyantha (malo sina) is the source of this 1725-nucleotide messenger RNA. Its product is annotated as CBL-interacting protein kinase 29. Lineage: Eukaryota; Viridiplantae; Streptophyta; Magnoliopsida; Poales; Poaceae. The record is from RefSeq and is a predicted model, not a curated record. The transcript has a single exon. Gene Ontology annotation, biological process: protein phosphorylation; signal transduction. The coding region runs from base 166 to 1467 and encodes 433 amino acids. Gene Ontology annotation, molecular function: protein kinase activity; ATP binding.